AUGAAGGACGGAUCAUUUGUGGAUUAUUUUGUUCUGUGGUUCGCAAUGGCUACUUUUGUCCAUGCUGUGGAGAAUAAAGGCGUUUGCCCUGAGCUUUGUGCGUGUGAGAUUAGACCGUGGUUCUCCCCAAGCUCUGUUUAUAUGGAGGCUCUUACUGUUGACUGUAAUGAUCUGGGUCUUUUUAACUUUCCUUCAAGACUACCUGCUGGUACACAAGUUCUUUUACUGCAGACCAAUAACAUCGCCAAGAUUGAAAACACCUUGGAUUACUUGCCCAAUAUCACUGAGAUUGACCUUUCCCAAAACAACCUAUCCUCAAUAAGUGACAUCAACCUGGGCAAGCUCAAUCACCUUCUGUCCCUUCACAUGGAAGAAAACUGGAUUAGAGUUUUACCAGAUAAUGCCCUUUCCCAACUAGCCAACCUUCAAGAACUCUACCUGAAUCAUAACCUUCUGUCCCACAUAUCACCCGAGGCCUUUCAUGGCCUUCACAACUUGGUCAGACUGCAUCUUAACUCAAACAAGCUUCAGAUCGUAAACAGCGAUUGGUUCAAGUCUCUGCCCAACCUUGAGAUCCUAAUGAUUGGAGAGAACCCGAUUCUUUCUCUGGAGGACAUGAAUUUUCAGCCGCUAAAAAACUUGCGCAGUCUCGUCCUGACGAGGAUGAACUUGACACAGAUUUCCAGUCAAGCCCUGGCAGGCCUGGACAACCUGGAGAGCAUCUCAUUCUAUGACAACUCUUUCCCUGAGGUUCCUCAUGGUGCUCUUAGACAUCUCAAGAACCUCAAGUUUUUGGAUCUAAACAAAAACCCAAUCGGGCGAAUACAGAAGGGUGACUUUCUUGACAUGCUGCAUCUGAAAGAACUGGGCAUUAACAGCAUGCCAGAGCUGGUCUCCAUUGACAGAUUUGCCCUCAACAACCUGCCAGAGCUGACAAAGAUCGAAGCUACAAACAAUCCAAAGUUGUCCUACAUCCAUCCCAACGCUUUCUACAGACUUCCCAGGCUGGAGACUCUUAUGCUGAAUGGUAACGCACUUACAGCUCUGCACAGGAUCACAGUGGAGUCUCUUCCCAAUCUGCGAGAGGUCAGCAUGCAUUCCAACCCCAUCCGCUGUGAUUGUGUUGUACGCUGGAUGAAUAUGAAUAAAACAAACAUCCGCUUCAUGGAACCUGACUCCUUGUUCUGCGUGGAACCGCCUGAGUUUGAAGGUCAGCAUUUACGGCAGAUUCACUUCAGGGAGAUGAUGGAGAUCUGCCUGCCUCUUAUCUCUCCAGACAGUCUGCCCACUCAAGUUGCUGUGGGAAAUGGCAGCUCCUUGUCCUUGCACUGUCGGGCCUUUGCUGAACCAGAGCCUGACAUCUACUGGGUCACUCCUUAUGGAAACAGGGUCCUCCCAAACAUAGUCGCAGAUAAGUUUUACAUGCAUCCGGAGGGCACGCUUGACAUUUAUGAUAUUACAGAGGAAGAAGCGGGACUUUACACCUGUGUGGCACACAAUCUCGUUGGUGCAGACUUGAAGUCUGUCUCCGUGGAAGUGAACGGAUACUUUCCCCAGCCGGCCAGCGGUUCUCUAGAAGUCUUCAUCCAGUCUGUGCAGACCAACUCUGUCUUUGUGGCCUGGAAAACCUCUCACGGCAGCCUUGCAGCAAAUAUAAAUUGGUACACAGUUCCCAACGUCGACCACCCGACUGUGGCCUUCACGGCCAGGGUACCGUCUGAUAUAAGGAUGUAUAAUCUGACGCAUCUCAUUCCGUCCACACAGUAUAAGGUGUGUGUCGACAUCCGCACCAUUUACCAGAAACACAAUACGAAAUGUGUCAAUUUGACGACUAAAGGAGAGGAACAAAUUGCCAAGGACGCUGACAAAUGGGAUAUGACAGUGAUUACCAUGCUGGGUGUUCUUCUCACUAUCAUCUCGGUGGCUUGCCUGCUAAUUUGCAUGUUUCUGAGGAACUACCGCCAUUACACAGAGUUAAGGAGAUGCCCAUCCAAAACAGACCUGAUACCCGAGGCUGGAAGGCAGUCUCCGUUCACAGGGCUCUGGGUUUCAAGAAAAGGGGGGAUGCCAGUUGCUGUUGAAGUAAAACCUACCGUCAUAACAGUGGUGGACUUCUAAAAAGCAAACUACUCAAAUGGAAGAGAUGUCUUCUCGUUUAACCAGCGCUAUAUCUUCUAUUCUAACCAAGCUGGAAAUGGUGAUGGAAUCAGGAUCUUUGCAAAGAGGAGCAUAAACGUUUAGAUAAAAAAGGACUAUAAUUUAAAGAUGGUGAUCAUUUUUGGUGUGGAUGGUAAAGAAUGGAAACGAUGGUGGUAUUUUCUAUAAAUGACUGUUAAUCAUGUACACAGUAGUGAAGCAGUCCUUGUGAAGCAAUACCGUCUGUGCUGUACACCCAUAGACGUGUUAGAGAGGCCAAUUGUUUUUUAAAAGGGGAACAUCUAGUAGAAUAGAAAAUUAUAGUGACUAUGGUGUAAAUUUUGAUGAAAUAUAUCUUUUUUUUUCCUAUUUAAUAGAGAAUUUUGACUACAUUGCUCAUGGCUACAAUUGUUAUAUUCUAUCCAAAAAUGUAACAGAUACUUUUGGUGCAGUAGCCAGACAUUAAAACAGUGUGAAUUAUCUACAGUAUGUAAGUAACUUGCAUUAUGAUGCCACACAUUUGCUAAAUAAAAUGUUGUACAUGGUUAAGAAUAGCUUCUUUAAGAAUUAUCCGGUCUUAUCAGGAUGCGGUGUUAAAACACAGCACACCACUCACAAAUUUAUCACCAGAAUUCCGUUACGAGUUGAAUAAGCCAGGGUAAGUGCCUACUCCAGAACAUUUGUAAACCAGGAAAACGUCUGAAUGUUGCUCAUUAUUGUUUCCUUGUCAGAUCAAUGAAGGACCGAAAUAAUGCAGACUACAGCCUCGCCUCAUAACAGUCUCAGCGUUUCAUUGGAAAUACGUACUGUCCCAGUGCUUUUAGCAUUCACACGGUUCAAAAGCAUCGCCUUCGUGCUUUUGGUGUUCAGAAAGCCAUUUUUAUAUUGACUUUGCUGUCUGUGGUACCUAAGCACACUAGUCCAUGAGACAGUGCAGAGAAGAAAAUACUGAAUAAACGUUGCCGUCUUUUUGCAAUCAGGAUGUUUUCUGCUCUGCUUUCUUUUGAAGGAAGGGAAGAAAGCUCUCCAAAUUUAAACGUCUUAUUACUUAGUCCUGCUUUGUGUUGACCUUUCAUUUUUGCAAUGAUGUUUUUAGUGGUAGGAAUCUGUAUUUACAGUUUAUUUUUAUGAUUAAUCACUUUCAGUACUGAGUUCAUUUUUUUUCCUUACACAACUCCCUACACAGUUAGCAUAACAGCGUUCUUUGUAAACCGAACUGUAGAUCUGUGGAUCAUUUUCACUGCUUUGACCCGAAAUGUAUUAAAUAUUCACAUCUUUUAAAGUUCAGGAAUACUUUUCUCACUCCAUUCACAUUUACAGACACUACAUGUUUAGGUGAGUUCAGG
Messenger RNA from Trichomycterus rosablanca, 3482 nucleotides. RefSeq names its product leucine-rich repeat neuronal protein 3. Gene Ontology annotation, molecular function: protein binding. Gene Ontology annotation, cellular component: extracellular matrix. The transcript is spliced from 2 exons. The record is from RefSeq and is a predicted model, not a curated record. NCBI's taxonomy places the organism in Eukaryota, Metazoa, Chordata, Actinopteri, Siluriformes, Trichomycteridae. Bases 1 to 2118 code for a protein of 705 amino acids.